Messenger RNA from Hypoxylon fragiforme, 1029 nucleotides. Its product is annotated as aldehyde reductase. The transcript has 3 exons. The coding region runs from base 1 to 1029 and encodes 342 amino acids. Gene Ontology annotation, molecular function: oxidoreductase activity, acting on the CH-OH group of donors, NAD or NADP as acceptor. The record is from RefSeq and is a predicted model, not a curated record. NCBI's taxonomy places the organism in Eukaryota, Fungi, Ascomycota, Sordariomycetes, Xylariales, Hypoxylaceae.
AUGUCCACUAUUGACCACCCCGUCAUCCCCAAAGGCUCUACGGUGCUGGUCACGGCCGCCAACGGCUUCAUAGCAUCCAAUAUCGCAGACCAAUUCCUCAAGCUCGGAUACAAGGUACGCGGCACCACACGAAACCCUCAGAGGAAUGCGUGGCUCCUCAAUCUGUUCGAUCGCAAGUAUGGACCUGGGAAUUUCGAAUUUGUGGUUGUGGAAGACAUGAAGUUGGACGGCGCAUAUGAUCAAGCUGCGAAAGGCGUCUCUGCCAUCAUCCACACGGCAACCAACGUCAAAAUGAACCCGAACCCGCAUCACAUGGUCACCGAAACCGUAGCCGGGACCCUAAAUGCCCUCUCUGCAGCCGCCGCCGAGCCAACCGUAAAGCGCGUCGUGCUGACGUCGUCCUCGGCCGCGGCACUGAUCCCGAAGCCGAACAACCCCCUGGAAGUUUCGGCUGAGACAUGGAACGACGAGAGCGUCGCAGCCGCGUUCCGCGCACCGCCUUACGAGCCCGAGCGGGGCUACUACGUCUACGCUGCUAGCAAGACGCUGGCCGAGAAGGAGGCGUGGAAGUUCAUGCGCGAGAAGAGGCCGGCGUUCGUGCUCAACACCGUCCUGCCUAACCUCACCCUGGGCGCCAGCCUCGACUCGGUCAGCCAGGGCCACGCGUCGACGUCCGGCAUGCUGGCCGAGCUGUUCAGGGGGAACCCGACGCCGCUGGCUAGCCUGCCUGCCCAAAACUUCGUCGACAUCGAGGACUGCGCUCUCCUCCAUGUCGCGGCCGCCAUCGACCCCGAUGUCCAGUCCGAGCGCAUCUUCGCCUUUGCAGCGCCCGUCAACGGCGACGGGAUUCUGGCUGUCCUGCGCAAGCUUUACCCGGACCGCACUUUCCCUGCCGAUUUCCAGAGCGAGAGGGAUCUGAGCGACAUUGUGCUCCGGAAGCGGGCCGAGGCGCUGUUACGGGGGAUGGGGCAGAGCGGGUGGACGAGCUUGGAGGAGAGUGUUAGGAGGAACACGGAGGACUUGAUGUAA